AACCCUUGGAUGAAACAAGAUCUGAAUGAAGAAAACCACAUCUGCAUGCACAUCCUCACUGGUGCUAUUCUUAUGAAUAACGCUCCUGUUAAGCGUCUCCCAACCAAUAUAAUUAUGCACCCAUGCUACCAACGUAUUUUUGGAUCUGCAAACUUGACCGUAGCUCCAAGUGAUUACCCAGGUGGUUUUAUAACUACAAAUCAGAUACAUGAAGCUUGUUACGAGUUCUUGAUGAUUGACAGUCAAAAGCUCUUGAUCACCAAAAAGACUUCCUCGAAAAUACUGUAUUACCUGCCUGAGAGCCUUCUUGAAAAUCACUUGCCCUCUGAAUUGGGUCAAUUUGCUCACUGGUUGGAAGUCAAGAAGGUAAGAAAUCGAAAGAUUGAGUCGAAAUCUAUCGAGUUUUGGGGUCGGAAUAUUUUCGAGAAUAAACUCUCCUCAUAUCAAAUUUUGGAUCAUACACACUCAUGGGAGCUGAUUGAUGAUCACGAGGAAUCUCGUAUGAUCAGCAUGACUAGCCAAAUUUUUAAUAAACUGCAAAAUUUGGUUUUUGACCGAAUUGAAAAACGUGAUCACGUGCACGUAUUUCUACAGCCCAAAAACGGCACAAUAACUAUUUCACUGCCCAGGCACCGCAUUUCAUUUUCAAUAUCCGGCGACUACUCUCAAAUUGAUGCGUUUCAGUAUCCUGGCUUUAAAGUAGCGAAAUCUGGCUACCUGGGAACUUUGAUUGGCUUUGAGAGUGGCAUUGUCCUUGAAUCCGGAACAGAAAAGAAAGUGAUAAUCCCCCAUGGCGAAAUCACUGAAUCGCUCCAUUCCGAGCAUGUGCGAAUUGAAGUGAACAAGAAUUCGUUCCGUGACCCAUCAUUUUUCGUUUACAACGUGGACGACAACUUCAAACAACUUUCACCGCCACCUAGCGAGGUGGCGAAUCUUUACCUUGCUAUGCUCCAUGUCAAAACAACUUACCCCCUGCCUGACCCCUUUACAAGAUUGACAGGAUUUGAAAUGGGAAUGCAAAUUCUGAGCAAGGGAAGAAGCUAUUCAUGCACACCGCUAGAUACAAGAUCGGAAAAAAUCUUGAGUGUGCUAGAAAAAUGUUGUUGCGUAAGAGACUUCGUAACACACUCAAAACAUGGUCCGUAUGCCGAAGUUGAAAACUACCCAAAAAUUCCCCCAUAUUCUAUAUGUACUUUAGAGUCUCUAAAAUCUCAAUGUGAAAGACUGCGAGCUCACAGUAACCAAUUAUGGUACAUGUUUAAUGACAUACAAAAAUCAAAAGAAACUCCGUCAAUUUACUCAGAAAAUUACCAAAAUUUACCUGUUCUUGCAAAGCGAGCAAUCCGAAAUAUCCAUGACAAGGUUUACCCUCUGAAUUUGAAGAACUCAAAACUCAAAGUUCUAGAUGCAUCCUACCUUGUGUAUAAUACACAAAUCAUUCUUAAAGACGAAACAGCUAUUGAAAAAGUUCGAAUCAUAGCUUCGACACUACGCAGUCGAAAAUCAGAACCCUUAUAUAAUAACAGUUACUCGCUGAGUAAUUGGGCAACUAGUUUAACAGGUAUGGAUGGCCUUGGAACAUCAGAUCUGGAGGAUGAUAGAAGCUUACAGGUUUGGAAAGGUCUAAACGGUACGAACUCUAUGCUUGACCUCUAUGAAGUGGCCCGCCAAGGAGAUGAAACCAGAUUCUUGCUGUUUGCUCUGACUUCUUUUCUGGCAUACGAAAAGUUAAUCGACUUCGAGUACUUGGCGUCAUUUUUCGUGAUCUCAGAGCACUUUGACAUGUUUCAGGCACUUGACCCUCCUGGUUAUGCGGAGUAUGAGGACCUGCCACACACCACAAUUGAAAAAGACGAAGUGAAAAGAAUUGUUAGUGGCUGUUUUAAGAAUAGAAAUAAGUUUAUCGCUGAUCACCUGGAGCAUAACUGCAGUAAGGAUGAAAUAAAGUGGGAAGCCGAAAAAUAUCACUCAGAGAAGCAAAAAGCAGAAAAUUAUUUCGAUAAAACAAGAACUUCGGAAGAAAGCAAAGUAGUUGUCUUGUCAAUGAAAGCGUGGCCCAACACCAAGUUUCAAUUGUCUGGAAAAUAUGAAUUACUGAAGAAAGAUUGUGCUAUCUUCGAACUUUCAGAAUUGUUUUACAAGCGAUAUAAUAACAAAAAGUUGUUCAAAUUUCUGAAAAAAGUGGACUCUACUGUAGAUUCUAUUGUUAACGCUAGUUUGAUCGAAACGAGCACAAAUAAAAUCCCUAAAUUUGAAGCUGUUUUUGAUCAGAAAGUGAAGUUCGCGAAAGGAGUCAAUCUGGAUCAAAAGUUCGACUUGGAUAUUGUUCCCGAAAACUUUGAUGAGCUUAUUCAGCCCUUUUUAAUAAAAAACCAUAUCAAUGGCGAUGCUUGCUUCCUAAAUGAAGACGAAAAUAUUAUUGAUAUGAUCGGAGGGUUUGAGGCUGACGAUGCUGUUAGUCAAGAUUUCAAAAACCGUUUAGAACAAAGUUGGAGUGCUUUCAAAAACAGAAGAAAGACAAGCCAACAAAUUGAACCAGAUACUCUAACGCUCGAAAAAAAAUUUAAAAUCGCGAGUGCAAAAUUACUCAAAACAGAAGUUGCCCUUAUGAGUAUUUUGGUUCCGAAAAAAAAUCAGUGGGUAAAAUCAGCUUUGCAUAUAUGCGGACUUGUGUUCAGAGAAUCACCGUUGGAACUGGUCUCGUUUUUGCUAAGAAGGAAAAGACGACUGCAACUUCCGCAGGAGUAUGAUUGGCGAGACCUUUUAGGAGCGUUAGUAGUCCGGUGGACGGAAAAGCAACGGUUAGAAAGAUGUCUGCAACACCUGAAGAACAGAAAAACUGUACUCUUGCAACGAGAGUGGAAUAAUGUGGGUCAUACCAACUGGGUUCCUCAAGAGUUCGCAGAAUGGCUGAUCCUCGAAGCCGAAGGAAACUUCAUGAUACGACCUGCACAAGUUGAAACUGCUCAACAUAUGCUUGAUCCUCCAGACAGCAAGAAUGCAGUGAUGCAGUUAAACAUGGGUGAGGGCAAAUCCAGCGUAAUAGUGCCAAUGUUGUUAGCUUCGAUAUCACGCAAAAAAGGAUUUUGCCCGCAGGUCGUUGUUUUGAGCUCGCUGUACCCCACUAAUUCUCAGUCUUUGUGCGCUAAAAUGGGAGGUGUUCUUGAUAUGCGUCUUCUUAACCUGCCUUUCUGUAGAGACCUUGAGCUAAGCUGCGAGCGAAUGAAUCAUCUUUCCAGUUAUCUACGCGAACACAAAACACAACGAGGAUUCAUGGUCAGUACUCCUGAGCAAAUGAUGUCCAUGCAACUUAAAGCUCUUGAGGUUUUCAUCAAAGGCAAAUGUGAUCAAACUAAUAGCUAUCACUUUUUCUCGCAGAUUUACCAGAAGAUAGUUCGAAACAUCCUAGACGAAAGCGAUGACAUUUUGUCGGUUAAACGACAGUUGGUUUACACCAUGGGAUCCCAAAUUGCACUGGAUGGAGGCGAUCAACGCUGGAUAGUUCUUCAGAGUAUUUUCAGGAGCUUGAAAAAACAUGCAAGCUCAAUCUUUGAAAUAUGCGGUUCAGAGCAUAUUAUGAUUGAAUCAGAUACAAAGGAUACUCAACAUCAAUUCAACGUUUUCCGUCUCCUUGACAAAGAUUCGGAGUCAUUUGCGGUAAUCAGUGACUUGAUUCUCGACGAUUUUCUUGAAUGCAGAACUGAAUCCGAUUUGAAACCGCUGACGGAAAAGCAAAAAACAUUCGUCAAAAAAUACAUAAUCGCAGAGGAACUGGAAUUUAAUCAGACUGAAAAUUUGGGAGUUAUCCUUGGUGAUUUUGAAAUUCCAAAGCUUGUGUUUCUACUUCGUGGAUUAUUUGGUCUAAAAACUCUGCAGCAUUGUCUGACGUUGCGUCACCGAGUUAACUACGGAAUUGGGAAGCACCGCAAAAUGGCUGUUCCUUUUCGAGCGAAAGAUGUAGCCGCGGAUAAAACCGAUUUUGGCCACCCGGAUGUGGCGUUGGCGUUGACACAACUAACGUAUUACUACCAAGGCAUCUCGAGAGAAGGAUUUGAAGCAGUUCUUCGUAAACUCGCCUUCAUGGAAAUAAGUGUGGCAACGGCCAUUUAUGCCAAGUGGGUCGAUUUUUGUCACCCUGAACAUCUGCCGCACAAACUGAAAUUUUUCAGCUGCGUCAAUUUAUCAGACCAGAGUCAACUUCGUGAUUUGUAUGGACUAUUUCACAAAAAUGUUUUAGUAAUUGACUACUGGCUUGUUAACAUGGUCUACAAUCAAGAGGCUAAACAGUUUCCACGUAAACUGUCGGCGACCGGCUGGGAUUUAUGCGGCGAAGAGGGUAACUUAGUCACUGGUUUCAGCGGCACCAAUGAAACGCAACUGCUGCUGCCCCUGACAAUUCAACAACGUGAUUUGCCCUCUCUUCAAGAAACGAAUGCUCUCGUUAUACGAAACAUGCUUCAACUUGAGAACCAAUUUUACCGCGCUUUGAACCAAGGAGCGAGCGGAGAGAAAAUUUUGGAUUUCAUUCUGGAACAAAGCGAUGACAAAAUCAAAGUCAUUUUGGAUCCCGGAGCUCUAAUUUUUCUGGAUAAUAAGGCAUUUGUGGAGCGUUGGAUGUCAAAAGUGUCUGAAAAGGAGAUUGAAGCUGCGAUAUAUUUCGACGAAAAAGACAAUCUGAUCGUUCUCGAUAGAAGGAAGUUUGUAACCCCAUUUCACCUCUCGCCAUUUGCCACAAAACUCGGAUCCUGCAUUGUAUACAUGGAUGAUAUUCACACUCGAGGAACUGAUUUGCAAUUCCCAAGUGCGACGAAGGCGGCAGUUACUCUCGGAAAAGGGCUGUCGAAGGACAAGUUAUCCCAAGCGUGUAUGCGGAUGCGGUUGCUGGGUUGCGGGCAUAGCCUUUCUUUCUUCGCAUCCUAUGAAGUGGACCUCGAGAUUCAGUCUCAGAGUCGAGGCCUGUCUAGUGAUAUAUCAGAAGUUGGUAAAGUGAUUUCGUGGGCGUUCAAAAAUAGUCACAAACAAGUCCAAGACGGGUUAGCUCACUGGGCUAAUCAGGGAUCGGACCAGCUACGGAAACUGUCCGCGUACGAUCGGCACAUUCUAAGCGAAGCCAAUGGCCAAUCACUUGAAGAAUUUUGCCGAAAAUGUAGUCCAAAAAGAAGUUGCUGAGUUGAAAAAACUGUACGGCACCUACAGGGAAAAAACAACUCUGUCAAAAAUAGUUUCGGAUCGUAUUCAGAGUUUUCUUGGCCCGCGUGGACCCUCUAGUGAUAACUGCAGACAUUUCAGAGUCAGUCUCUUAGAUAAAUGCAAAGAGCUGGCUUCGGAGAGAGAAAUUUUUGCGGAUCUGUUCGACGAGGAGCAAGAACGAGAGUUGGAGGCCGAACAACAACAAAGUCGGCAGGUCGUUAGACCAGGGCGAAGGAGGUCAGUAACACCCGAAGUUCCCGACUGUGUGAGAAAACUUGCAGAAAGCGCGCAUUUUCAACUGAAAGAGUUUCUCUGCUUACAAGAGUGUCUAAAGCAGACAAUUGUUAAACCAAAGAUUCUUAGCGCGUUCAAAAAUGUCUUUGCCAGCCCGGAGUUCCCCAAAGUAACCACGGAUAUCAGCUUUGGGGUAUUUAACGACUUGGACGAAUUCUUGAGAGAUCCUUUUUGGGCUGUGAAGUGCAACUCCACAGGAGCCCUAAUCCUUCUGACCCCAUUUGAGGUCAACAACCUAUACGACACACUGAAUAAAAUGAAUCAUGCUGUACUUUUCAUGUUCCAACCGUACCACCAAAAACCAUCAAAUUCGAUCCCUGCUCUCCAAAACAUGCGUGGAUUUUCAGUUCCCAAGGGCCAUUGUAUGGCUUUCGUCGAUUUGGUUCAAUUUGCUGAGCUAAACUUGUUUACAGGAAACCUAUAUUUGGAAAACGCGGAGCAAGAACGUUGGAUUUGCAGCUAUUUAGGUCUUCUGCCCCUCCCACGAACAUCAGAACAAGACAAGGCAUUCCAGGAUAAGUUAAUCACUUCGGAUGGAUUUGUGAGACUAGAUAACAGAUCAAGGGUGCCUGGAACAGAGCAGUGGAAAUGCCCUUUCAAUAGAAUAAGUCCGGUGUCCGCUGUGCUCGAUCUGAUCAAGCUUCGAAAUGUGGAAAUGUUGUAUCCUUCUAGCCACAUGCACAGAUUAUUUUCGAGAUGCCACUCCAACUUCGAAACUUAAUAAGAAGGAAAACUCAGAAGAAAAAACGGAAAAAUGUUUCAAAAUUACCCUCAGAGCUUCCAAAUAAUCCUAUUUACAAACACCUCUAUUUGACAUAUAAUAGGUGUUCUAAUAAUGUUUGACAGCUUUUAAAAAAACUAAUCCUUAUUAUGAAAUUAACAGAUGCUGAUUUAUCCCGAAAAAAUAAAAUGCGCGACCUUUUGAAGAGGAUU
Molecule: messenger RNA, 6417 nt
Organism: Symsagittifera roscoffensis
Lineage: Eukaryota; Metazoa; Xenacoelomorpha; Acoela; Convolutidae
Exons: 4
Coding region: 10-5169 (1719 amino acids)
Biological process (GO): protein deubiquitination involved in ubiquitin-dependent protein catabolic process
Cellular component (GO): nucleus; cytoplasm
Molecular function (GO): cysteine-type deubiquitinase activity; K63-linked polyubiquitin modification-dependent protein binding
Source: RefSeq, a predicted model, not a curated record